GCUGCUGCUGUAACGCUCUAACGUUAGAGCAGCUAACGGCUCUGCUCGGAAUUUCUCCCGACAGAGGCCGGAGUGUUCAAGAGCUUGGCGAUACAGAAAUUUCUGCUGGUGUUGGGGCGGGUGCGGGAACUGAAGACGGGCGAGUGCGAGCCGGGGGCGGGUGCUGGGGAAGGGUAAGCGGGAAGCGAGGGCGAGGGGUAGGGGCUGGGGAAGGGCGAGCGGGAGGCGCGGGCUCUCUCUAGCAGGGGGCUGCAGCCAUGAAGAGGCUCUUAGCUGCCGCUGGCAAGGGCGUGCGGGGCCCGGAGCCCCCGAACCCCUUCAGCGAACGGGUCUACACUGAGAAGGACUACGGGACCAUCUACUUCGGGGAUCUAGGGAAGAUCCAUACAGCUGCCUCCCGGGGCCAAGUCCGGAAGCUGGAGAAGAUGACAGUAGGGAAGAAGCCCGUCAACCUGAACAAAAGAGAUAUGAAGAAGAGGACUGCUCUACACUGGGCCUGUGUCAAUGGCCAUGCAGAAGUAGUAACAUUUCUGGUAGACAGAAAGUGCCAGCUUAAUGUCCCUGAUGGCGAAGGGAGGACACCUCUGAUGAAGGCUCUACAAUGCGAGAGGGAGGCUUGUGCAAAUAUUCUCAUAGAUGCUGGUGCUGAUCUAAAUUAUGUAGAUGUGUAUGGCAACACGGCUCUCCAUUAUGCCGUUUAUAGUGAGAAUUUGUUAAUGGUGGCAACACUGCUGUCCUAUGGUGCAGUCAUCGAGUUGCAAAACAAGGCUAGCCUCACACCCCUUUUACUGGCCAUACAGAAAAGAAGCAAGCAAACUGUGGAAUUUUUACUAACAAAAAAUGCAAAUGCGAACGCAUUUAAUGAGUCUAAAUGCACAGCCCUCAUGCUUGCCAUAUGUGAAGGCUCAUCAGAGAUAGUCGGCAUGCUUCUUCAGCAAAAUGUUGACGUCUUUGCUGAAGACAUACAUGGAAUAACUGCAGAACGUUAUGCUGCUGCUUGUGGAGUUAAUUACAUUCAUCAACAACUUUUGGAACAUAUACGAAAAUUACCUAAAAAUCCUCAAAAUACCAAUCCAGAAGGAACAUCUACAGGAACACCUGAUGAGGCUGCACCCUUGGUGGAAAGAACACCUGACACGGAUGAAAGCUUGGUGGAAAAAACACCUGACGAGGCUGCACCCUUGGCGGAAAGAACACCUGACACGGAUGAAAGCUUGGUGGAAAAAACACCUGACGAGGCUGCACCCUUGGCGGAAAGAACACCUGACACGGAUGAAAGCUUGGUGGAAAAAACACCUGACGAGCCUGCACCCUUGGCGGAAAGAACACCUGACACGGAUGAAAGCUUGGUGGAAAAAACACCUGACGAGGCUGCACCCUUGGCGGAAAGAACACCUGACACAGCUGAAACCUUGGUGGAAAAAACACCUGAUGAGGCUGCAUGCUUGGUGGAGGGAACAUCUGCCAAAAUUCAAUGUCUGGGGAAAGCAACAUCUGGAAAGUUUGAACAGUCAACAGAAGAAACACCUAAGAAAAUUUUGAGGCCUACAAAAGAAACAUCUGAGAAAUUUUCAUGGCCAGCAAAAGAAAGACCUAGGAAGAUCACAUGGGAGGAAAAAGAAACAUCUGUAAAGACUGAAUGCGUGGCAGGAGUAACACCUAAUAAAACUGAAGUUUUGGAAAAAGGAACAUCUAAUAUGAUUGCAUGUCCUACAAAAGAAACAUCUACAAAAGCAAGUACAAAUGUGGAUGUGAGUUCUGUAGAGCCUAUAUUCAGAUUGAUGGAGACCUCUGCAUCACUGAGAUCAAGUCUUUUUGGCACACGGACUAUUGAAAAUUCACAGUGUACAAAAGUUGAGGAAGACUUUAAUCUUGCUACCAAGAUUAUCUCUAAGAGUGCUGCACAGAAUUAUAUGUGUUUACCUGAUGCUACAUAUCAAAAAGAUAUCAAAACAAUAAAUCACAAAAUAGAAGAUCAGAUGUUCCCAUCAGAAUCCAAACGAGAGGAAGAUGAAGAAUAUUCUUGGGAUUCUGGGAGUCUCUUUGAGAGUUCUGCAAAGACUCAAGUGUGUAUACCUGAGUCUAUAUAUCAGAAAGUAAUGGAGAUAAAUAGAGAAGUAGAAGAGCUUCCUGAGAAGCCAUCUGCCUUCAAGCCUGCCGUUGAAAUGCAAAAGACUGUUCCAAAUAAAGCCUUUGAAUUGAAGAAUGAACAAACAUUGAGAGCAGCUCAGAUGUUCCCAUCAGAAUCCAAACAAAAGGACGAUGAAGAAAAUUCUUGGGAUUCUGAGAGUCCCUGUGAGACUGUUUCACAGAAGGAUGUGUAUUUACCCAAAGCUACACAUCAAAAAGAAUUUGAUACCUUAAUUGGAAAAUUAGAAGAGUCUCCUGUUAAAGAUGGUCUUCUGAAGCCUACCUGUGGAAGGAAAGUUUCUCUUCCAAAUAAAGCCUUAGAAUUAAAGGACAGAGAAACAUUCAAAGCAGAGUCUCCUGAUAAUGAUGGUCUUCUGAAGCCUACCUGUGGAAGGAAAUUUUCUCUUCCAAAUAAAGCUUUAGAAUUGAAGGACAGAGAAACAUUCAAAGCAGCUCAGAUGUUCCCAUCAGAAUCCAAACAAAAGGACGAUGAAGAACAUUCUUGGGAUUUUGAGAGUUUCCUUGAGACUCUCUUACAGAAUGAUGUGUGUUUACCCAAGGCUACACAUCAAAAAGAAUUCGAUACCUUAAGUGGAAAAUUAGAAGAGUCUCCUGAUAAAGAUGGUCUUCUGAAGCCUACCUGUGGAAUGAAAAUUUCUCUUCCAAAUAAAGCCUUAGAAUUGAAGGACAGAGAAACAUUCAAAGCUGUGGAUGUGAGUUCUGUAGAGUCCACGUUCAGUCUUUUUGGCAAACCGACUACUGAAAAUUCACAGUCUACAAAAGUUGAGGAAGACUUUAAUCUUACUACCAAGGAGGGAGCAACAAAGACAGUAACUGGACAACAGGAACGUGAUAUUGGCAUUAUUGAACAAGCUCCACAAGAUCAAACAAAUAAGAUGCCCACAUCAGAAUUAGGAAGAAAAGAUGAUACAAAAUCAACUUCAGAUUCUGAGAUUAUCUCUGUGAGUGAUACACAGAAUUAUGAGUGUUUACCUGAGGCUACAUAUCAAAAAGAAAUAAAGACAACAAAUGGCAAAAUAGAAGAGUCUCCUGAAAAGCCUUCUCACUUUGAGCCUGCCACUGAAAUGCAAAACUCUGUUCCAAAUAAAGGCUUAGAAUGGAAGAAUAAACAAACAUUGAGAGCAGAUUCAACUACCCUGUCAAAAAUCUUGGAUGCAGUUCCUUCUUGUGAAAGAGGAAGGGAACUUAAAAAAGAUCACUGUGAACAAAUUACAGCAAAAAUGGAACAAACGAAAAAUAAGUUUUGUGUACUACAAAAGGAACUGUCAGAAGCGAAAGAAAUAAAAUCACAGUUAGAGAACCAAAAAGCUAAAUGGGAACAAGAGCUCUGCAGUGUGAGAUUGACUUUAAAUCAAGAAGAAGAGAAGAGAAGAAAUGUCGAUAUAUUAAAAGAAAAAAUUAGACCCAAAGAGCAACUUAGGAAAAAGUUAGAAGUGAAACAACAACUUGAACAGGCUCUCAGAAUACAAGAUAUAGAAUUGAAAAGUGUAACAAGUAAUUUGAAUCAGGUUUCUCACACUCAUGAAAGCGAAAAUGAUCUCUUUCAUGAAAAUCGCAUGUUGAAAAAGGAAAUUGCCAUGCUAAAACUGGAAAUAGCCACACUGAAACAUCAACACCAGGUGAAGGAAAAUAAAUACUUUGAGGACAUUAAGAUUUUACAAGAAAAGAAUGCUGAACUUCAAAUGACCCUAAAACUGAAACAGAAAACAUUAACAAAAAGGGCAUCUCAGCAUAGAGAGCAGCUUAAAGUUCUGACAGCAGAGAACACGAUGCUGACUUCUAAAUUGAAGGAAAAACAAGACAAAGAAAUACUGGAGACAGAAAUUGAAUCACACCAUCCUAGACUGGCUUCUGCUUUACAAGACCAUGAUCAAAGUGUCACAUCAAGAAAAAACCAAGAACUUGCUUUCCACAGUGCAGGAGAUGCUCCUUUGCAAGGAAUAAUGAAUGUUGAUGUGAAUAAUACAAUAUAUAACAAUGAGGUGCUCCAUCAACCACUUUAUGAAGCUCAAAGGAAAUCCAAAAGCCCAAAAAUUAAUCUCAAUUAUGCAGGAGAUGAUCUAAAAGAAAAUGCAUUGGUUUCAGAACAUGCACAAAGAGACCGAUGUGAAACACAGUGUCAAAUGAAGAAAGCUGAACACAUGUAUCAAAAUGAACAAGAUAAUGUGGACAAACACACUGAACAGCAGGAGUCUCUGGAGCAGAAAUUAUUUCAACUAGAAAGCAAAAAUAGGUGGCUUCGACAGCAAUUAGUUUAUGCACAUAAGAAAGUUAACAAAAGCAAGGUAACAAUUAAUAUUCAGUUUCCUGAGACGAAAAUGCAACGUCAUCUAAAAGAGAAAAAUGAGGAGGUAUUCAAUUAUGGUAACCAUUUAAAAGAACGUAUAGAUCAAUAUGAAAAAGAGAAAGCAGAAAGAGAAGUCAUUGUGAGACAACUUCAAAAAAAAUUGGCUGAUCUUAAUAAACAGUGUGAAGCUUCACUAAAGGUUACAUCACAUUCUCACUCUCUGAGGCAUCAAUAGAGGCUACAUCACAUUAUCACAUUAAUCUCAAAGAUUAAACAGUAAAGUUUAUUGUGAACAUUUGCUUCUUUUUCCAUUUUAAAGUUAAACAAGAAGAAAAGCUGUUGGGUACACCUGCAGAAAGGCUGUCACUUCACACUUGGAAGAUUGCACAACGGCCAGGCAGAGGCGCUCCUCACUUCCCAGA
Molecule: messenger RNA, 4860 nt
Organism: Pan troglodytes (chimpanzee)
Lineage: Eukaryota; Metazoa; Chordata; Mammalia; Primates; Hominidae
Gene: ANKRD30B
Product: ankyrin repeat domain 30B
Exons: 38
Coding region: 258-4673 (1471 amino acids)
Molecular function (GO): protein binding
Source: RefSeq, a predicted model, not a curated record